Messenger RNA from Indicator indicator, 1359 nucleotides. It is a transcript of the gene TEKT4, whose product is annotated as tektin 4. The transcript has 6 exons. Gene Ontology annotation, biological process: cilium movement involved in cell motility; cilium assembly. NCBI's taxonomy places the organism in Eukaryota, Metazoa, Chordata, Aves, Piciformes, Indicatoridae. The record is from RefSeq and is a predicted model, not a curated record. Gene Ontology annotation, cellular component: sperm flagellum; microtubule cytoskeleton; nucleus. The coding region runs from base 1 to 1359 and encodes 452 amino acids.
AUGGCGCAGCCCAAGGUUCUGAUGACCAAGGAGCCGGCCCCUCAGACCGUGCCCCCCUCGGACCUACCCGUGAAGGUGUACGAAUUGGCACUGAAUACGGGGCCCGACUCCUCCAGCGGCCUGGCCACAGCCGGUUUCUGUACUGCCAAGUACCUGUCCUUUGAGUGGUUCCAGAGCAACUCUAAUUUGUACCACAAGGCCUCGUCUGGCUGCGACCAGGCUGAGAAUGGCCGAGCAGAGGCCAAGGAGCUGGCUGACCAUGCUGCUGCCACUGCCCAGCGUACUCAGCAAGCUUCUACAGCCACCCUCGGCCAGCGCCUGCAGGGCCUACACUUCUGGAAGUCUGAGCUCCAGAAGGAGAUUGAGGACCUGGAUGCAGAAACUAACCUGCUCGCAGCCCAGAAGCUGCGUCUGGAAAGGGCACUCGAUGCCUCCGAGUUGGCCUAUACCAUUGCCACUGAUAACCUACAGUGUCGGGAGAGGAGACAACCCCCAGACCUGGUCAAUGAUGAGGUGGAGAGAGAAUUGCUGAAGGAAGCUGAACUCAUCAGAAAUGUUCAGGAGCUUUUGAAAAGAACUUUGAUGCAAGCUGUUAACCAGAUGAGACUGAAUCGAUAUCACAAAGAGGUUUGUGAAAUGGACUGGUCAGACAAAGUUGAAACUUACAACAUCGAUGAUACGUGUGGCAGAUACAGUAACCAGAGCACCAACAUCCAGUUCCAUCCCAGUUCAGUGAAGUUUGAGGAGAGUGCCUCAACACCAGAGACAUGGGCCAAGUUCAGUCAUGACAACAUCUCUAGGGCAGAAGGAGAGAAAGCAGCUUCCAUCAAUCUUCGUGCCCUGCUUGACAACGUCCUUCACGAUGUGUCUGAGGACCUGAGGCUGCAAUGUGCUGCUGUGAACGAGGCCUUUGCCAAGCGCUGCCAGGAGCUGGAUGAUGCAAAGCACAAACUAGAGCAUCAUUUGAGAAGAGUCCUUAAGGAGAUUGGAGCUGAAGAAGCCAGCAUUGCUGCCCUCAAACAAGCCAUCAAAGACAAAGAAGCCCCAAUGAAAGUUGCUCAGACCAGGCUGUACAACAGGUCCUUUAGGCCCAACGUAGAGCUCUGCAGAGAUGAGGCCCAAUUCAGGUUGAUCAAUGAAGUUGAAGAACUAACAGAGACCAUUGAGUCCCUGAAGAAAACACUGCUGGAAUCUGAAGAGUCUUUGAGGAAGCUGGAAGACACCCGGAUGGAUUUAGAGAAGGAGAUAGCAGUGAAAGCCAACAGUCUCUUCAUUGACAGGCAGAAGUGCAUGGCCCACCGCAGCCACUACCCUGCUGCUCUGAAAUUAGCAGGUUACCAGCCACCAUCUCUGUACUAG